Molecule: messenger RNA, 3478 nt
Organism: Patiria miniata (bat star)
Lineage: Eukaryota; Metazoa; Echinodermata; Asteroidea; Valvatida; Asterinidae
Product: cytochrome P450 27C1-like
Exons: 9
Coding region: 521-2299 (592 amino acids)
Biological process (GO): cellular response to peptide hormone stimulus; glucocorticoid biosynthetic process; cortisol metabolic process
Cellular component (GO): mitochondrial inner membrane
Molecular function (GO): monooxygenase activity; heme binding; iron ion binding
Source: RefSeq, a predicted model, not a curated record
GUGCAAGUAUACAUGCACAUGGUGCAAGUGCCGUACCGAAGUUAUUCGUCACGUGCUUUACACAUGGCAUGAAGGCAAACAAACCCUACAUCCAUACAAUGUGUACAUUAGGGAAUCCCAUCAGCUGUAUACAAAGCUCAACCGUGGAGCUCAAUGGCUAGCUCUACUCACGACGAGCGACUAGACUACUGUCAGUCAGCUUAGCUAAUUCCGCAAGCACAUGCAUAGCAUGUAGAAGACUGUCAGUUGUUUGUUUGGCUGGCAUCGUUGCAUUCUUGGCAAACUUCUUGAGUCGGUACAACAGGAAAUCGGUUAUCUCAAAUCCAAACACUACAUGUACUUCUCAGUAUUGGUGUUUCAUGGAUUACCCAGCACUCAGAUAAGCUUGACUAAUUUGUCGCAGUAGGCAGGCCCAGGCCUACUCUUCUUGUCAUCUAACCAGCGACUGCCAAAACUAAGUUACAAACUCUUCAAAUAGGGAAAGGUUCAUCGGAAAGCUUUUUAAGAAGCACAAGCGAUCAUGACUGGCCGUCAAGUUCCACGGAUUUUCGCCAGUGCAUCUCGUCUGCGAUCCUUGCGGCACCCAGCCAGCACAAUGGCCGUGCCCCGGGAGCGCUCAGCCCCACAACAGAUGGAAGAGACACGCUCGGAUAGGAGCACCGUGCAGAUGCACCAACUCAACAAAGUCGUCGUGGACAUGCCGAGUGGAAACCCCAACGAACCCACCGACUCCACUGUGAAUUCAGUGGCUGAGUCAUGGGGGACUUGCCCCGCUGGGCUCGGUACAACCACUGACGCAGCGCCGGUGCCGGUGGAACACAUCAAGACACCAUCAGCGAACGGUGUGCACACGCACGUACAGUCCUUCGAUGAGAUUCCUGGGCCGAAAGGAUGGCCUUUUAUUGGGACACUUGGCACUUACUUGGUUGGAAAUGGACUCAGCCGCAUCUAUGAACACCAGAUCGCUUUCACCAAACAGUAUGGCCCCAUUUGGAAGGAGCGUCUGGGGUCACUGGAGUUUGUUAACCUCGCUGACCCCGAGUUGGUUUCCAUGAUGUAUCGCCAUGACAACAAGUACCCAAUGAGAGUCGAUAUGAAACCAUGGAAGGCUUACAGAAUGCAUCGCAAUGAGUCGCUUGGUGUGCUCACACACGAAGGCAAGCAGUGGCAUCGAGCACGCCGCCUACUGAGCAAGAAGAUCCUGCCGCCCAAGACAGUCGGCGCCUACGUUGGAGUCAUUAAUGAGGUCAUGGAAGACAUGAUUCAGAGGUUACGCUACGUCAGGGACGUGACCAAUCAGGAUGGCCUGGUUCCUGAACUGACCAAUGAGAUGUACAAGUGGUCCAUGGAAUCAAUUUUCAAGAUCCUGUUUGAGACCAGGAUUGGCUGCCUAGACAAGCAGAUCCCAGCUGAGUCGCAACGAUUUAUCGACUCCAUCCAUCAGAUGUUCAUCUCUGGCCAGAUCCUCUUUGUCACAUCACCGGAGUUCUUCAGGAAGUACAACCUCAAACCAUGGAGGGACCAUGAAGCAGCGUGGGACUACAUCUUCAGUUUUGCCAGGAAGGCAGUGGACAACAGACUGGCUGAGAUAUCUGCCCAGUCUGAGAGUGAAGGCGAACUGGAAGCUGACGGAUUCCUGACCUACUUGCUGUCAAGCAAGCAACUCAGCAUGAAGGAGAUAUACAGCAAUGCCUGUGAAUUGCUCCUGGCUGGAGUUGACACUACCUCCAACACUCUGGCCUGGGUGUUGUAUGAGCUGUCCAGGCAUCCUGAGGUCGAAGAGCGGUUACACCAGGAGGUGUGCCAAGUCCUGGGCUCAGACAAGACAAGGAAGGCAAACACAGAGGACUUGGCUCAAAUGCCCUACCUCAAGAGCAUCAUCAAGGAAAUACUCAGAUUGUACCCCGUCGUUCCUGCCAAUAAUCGCAUUUUGGAGAAGGACAUCGUCAUUGGAGGUUAUCACAUCCCCAAAAAGACAAUCAUCGGUUCCCUGCAGUAUGUGAUUGGCAGGGACCCCAAGGUGUUUGAGGAGCCCAACUCCUUCAGACCCGAGCGUUGGUUGAGGGACAACUCGGGUCGCAUGCACUGCUCCAAUUCCAGCUUCGCCUCGGUGCCUUUCGGCUUCGGUCCCAGGAUGUGCAUCGGGCGGAGAAUUGCCGAACUGGAGCUGAACUUGGCCCUGGCUAAGAUCUCACAGACGUUCAAGUUGGAGUACCUUGGAGAGGGCACCGUUGCCCCUACAGUUCAGGGAUUGCUCGUCCCCGGGGGACCAGUCAAGGUCGGCUUCACAGACAGAUGAUGUGAUGGGCGGAAACCAACUGAUUAGAUUGAUCAAUGUCUAGGUCAAGUGAUUACUCACAAGUGGUAUAUUAAAUGUGUCUGGAUAAGUCCAGCCUUUAAAAUGGCAACAUUGGUGGAUUUUAGAUUUGAGAUACAAACAAGUAACUCCAGUCACAAAUAAUUAGAAAUAAAUUACAAAUAAACAGUAAACAAUUAACAGGGUAUGAACAAUGGUAAAGGAAGACCUUUGCUAAACAGCUUUUCACAUGUUGUUAGCCUGAAAGGCUUGUGAUUCACUUGUGAUGACUUCUGAUAACUUGCGCUGACUUCUGAUAACUUGCGCUGACUUCUGAUAACUUGCGCUGACUUCUGAUAACAUGUGAUGACUUGUGUUUCACUAAAGUUACACAAGUCUUCACAAGUUAUUUGGUAAGUAGCGUUUCACAUUUUGUAAGCCUAAACGUCUUGGUAUUCAUUUGUGACGACUUCUGAUAACUUGUGAUGACUUCUGAUAACUUGUGAUGACUUACGAUAACCUGAUAACAACUCUUGAUUUAGUUUGUUUCAACAUACUUUUCCUAGAAAAUAAAUAAAAGAAAUAGACAGUUUUCAGGGAAAAUACGUCAAAGAAAAGUUGUCUGAAUAAAGAAAGAAACUCUCCACAAAUUUCACAAGGUUUAUUUGCACAUUGUGUGUGCAUACAAUCGAGGAAUGCAAGACCCUCUUUGUUGGGUUUUCUUUUUAUCAAAGUCUCUUUUUUAUUCUUCCAACCAUAAAUUGUAAAUGUCGCACGUUUGAGGGAGGGUCAGAGGUGGACCAAGGGUACAGUACCUGCAGAGUGAAACUCAAAUGGAGCAUAAGGAACAUUUUUGCUGUUGCCUCCCAGACAUUGUAAUUGAUGGGUUUGGCUCCACAAGGGAGCUUUUAAAUGUAACUCUACCCACAUGUGUUGAAUGUUUAGUUGAUUGAGAACAGACUGACAUGUCAGUCCUGACUAUAAAGAUUUAUUUUUCUAGCCUUCCUCUUUUCCUGCAACAAAAUAGUAAGACUAAAUCUUAGGUACCUCAGUGUUCCCCCUCCCCCAAUUUCCAAGGGCUUACUCUAGGCCUUGAUUUGAGACGACAAACAAAUCAAGCGCGAAUAACUUGUGAUGGAAUUUGUAUCAAGGAGACAUGUUCAUGAUGGGAUUUGCUCUUUA